Molecule: messenger RNA, 1335 nt
Organism: Aspergillus puulaauensis
Lineage: Eukaryota; Fungi; Ascomycota; Eurotiomycetes; Eurotiales; Aspergillaceae
Product: pepsin-like aspartic protease
Exons: 1
Coding region: 1-1335 (444 amino acids)
Biological process (GO): proteolysis
Cellular component (GO): fungal-type vacuole
Molecular function (GO): aspartic-type endopeptidase activity
Source: RefSeq, a predicted model, not a curated record
AUGCUUCGCGCACUCGUCGCUGCGCAGCUGCUGGUCAGCGCCGUCGCCCUCCGCCUCCCGCGCGACCUCAGAACCCGCAAGGAGAACAGCUACACCAUCGACCUGAACGCGACGCAAUACGGCCUCCGCUACGAGGCGCCCGUCACGUUCGGCAGCCAGACCCUCAGCCUCACCGUGGACACCGGCAGCAGCGACGUCUUCGUCGUAGAGGACGACUUCAAGUGCGCUGGCACUGUGCCCUUUGGGGAUCCGGACGAAUUGAGCGAACUCGAGCAGUCUGCCUGCGGAUAUGCCACCGACGGCUACUCGACGGACAAGGAGAGCAGCAGCUUCGAGGUCAUCGACGACCAGAACUUCCAAGCCACCUACGGCGCUGGCACCAGCCGUGGCCUCAUGGUGACCGAAGACAUGUCCCUGGGCGACGCCAGCGUCAAGGACCAGCGCUUCGGGCUGGUGAACUGGACGACGCCCAUGAACUUCGGCUCCAGCGGCAUUCUAGGGCUCGCAUAUGCGCCGCUGACCUCUGCCAUGGAGCUCAACGGCACCAUCGACAACCAGAACAUCUCGACCCAGGGCGAGAUCCACCACUACACGCCGUUCGUCAUGAAGAUGGCCAGCGAGGACGUCAUCAAGCCCUUUUUCUCGCUCGCCCUCAAGCGCAUCCCGGCCAACGAGGAAACCGGCGACGGCGGCGUCAUGGUCCUGGGCGGCGUGCCUGACCUCGAACUGACCAGCGACUGGGCUGUCGUUGCAGCUGAACCCUACGAGGGAGGCCAAACGGACACAGACGGCAACAAAAUACGGUCAUACUGGGCCACCACCGUGGAGGCCCUGACCUACGGCGACGACGGCGAGUACACAACCCCCUACCAAACCAUCGUCGACUCGGGCUCGCCGCAGACCAUGGUCCCCCUGGAAGUCGCCGAUGGCUUCAACAACCUCUUCAGCCCUCCGGCCAACUGGUCGGAAACGUCUCAGGGCUACGUUGUCGACUGUGAGGCCGAGGUGCCCAGCCUGUCCAUGAAGAUCGGCGGGAUUACAUUCGAUAUCAACCCCGACGACCUGAUCCUGCAGCAGGAUUCCUCCGGGUUUCUGUGCCAGUCGGCCAUCACUCGCGCAAUGGAUAUGCCCGGCGAUGCUGAGGCCGAUGCGCGCCAGCUGUACCUGCUCGGCAUGAGCUUCCUGCGGAACGUCGUGGCGGAGUUCAACUGGGGGAACUCGACGAUGCGCUUUGCUGCGAGGAAGGACAGUGCUGCGUCGUCGCUGGAGAUUCUGGGCAGUGGGCGUUUCGUGGUGCUCGUUGCGAUGGUUGUGCUGUUCCAGGGCUUCUUUUAA